GUUGCCAGCAAUCUAAUUCGCUGUCACCGCUUGGAAUGCGCGCAUUCCUUACGCAUCAAUAUAAUUCGGAGCGAAUGCAUUUCAAGCCUUUCAAGAAACCGACGUCCCCUUUCUUCACUCAGACAGCCUAUCUGCAGAACUGGUUAUACUGGAGUCGAGCAGGGGGUGGGGUAUACAUGAGUGAGUAACUGGGAGUUUGCGACUGCGAGUUUCUGGGGCAGUCUGCGGUUUACGUGCUGUGAGGAUGCACACGGAAAGCACAGAGAGGAGUGUUGCUUUUACCGGUACGGUUUAGUUUGGGUGACUAACUGCUACCUUUUUUUUUUAAAAUUUUGUUCGCUGGAUUUUCUAAACGGAAGAGUACGAGUUUUUGAAGGCGGUAGACGGUAUGCUACUGAAGAUAUAUUUAUAGUGCUGCAAGGCUGCUAGGACACUUGUGGAAAUAUGUGUCGACAAUUAACACAUUUCUUUUAAUUUGACAUACAUUUUUUAACUUUGUAACGUUGUUUUUAAAAAUAUUAUUACGGUGAAUGGUUUUCCCAUUUGAAAACGGAUUUGUUUAUUUUUUGAGUCUAUUUUUAGAUCACCGCCUGUAAACCUAUAUAUACACACACACACAUAUACUUUUUUAAAAUCUCUUACUACGACUAAAGUGGAGUAUUUAUUUAUGUGUUUGUUUAUUUCAUUAAAUAAACAUACUUCUGAUUAUUUGUUAAAAUCAACCAUUUCUGCGAACUUUUUAUUUUUUUAUUUAUUUAUAUUUUUCAUCCACUGGAUUAAUUUGAAAGUUGUUCUUGUAGACAUCAUUAUCCAGCACUGGUGGUUUCUUUUUUUUUAAAAACUUCUAUUUAAUUUUUGUUAUUUUUGGGGCCCUACUACGACUACUGCGAUUUUUAAAAAUAUUUUACUCUUUAAAUGGAGACGUCAAAGCUGUCCCGUUUGGAAUAUAAAAAAGGAAAGGACGUCAUUGAAACCGUGAACGGGAACCCGUUCGUGCAUGAAGUGACUCUAACAAACAGGCAAAAAGUGAAGGUGGCGCUGCUGGGCACGAUCCUCUUCCCAGUCCGAAUGCUCCUGACAGUCAUCAUCUUUCUCAUCCUUUGGCCAAUCAGCCGCCUCCGAUUUUUGGGGUUGAGUAAGGAGCAGGUCUCCCAGCCAAUCACAGGCUGGAGGUGGUGGUUUCUUCAGGCGCUGGCUUGGACACUAUGCAGGGUCCUCUUCUUCGUCAUGGGCUUCAUGAGGGUAAAGGUCAGGGGUCGAAUGGCUCCGCCCACCGAAGCUCCAAUCCUGGUGGUGGCGCCGCACUCUAGCUUCCUGGAUUCCAUCGUCAUGGUGCCGUGCGGCCUUGUCACGGUGAUGUCACGCGUGGAGAAUCUCACCAUUCCAAUUGUGGGAGACCUGUUGCGGUUCAACCAGUCCAUCGUUGUGUCCAGACAAGACCCAGAAUCCCGCAGGAGCUGUGUGGAGGAGCUCAAGAAGAGAGUGUCUGCUAGUGGCCAGUGGUCUCAGGUUCUUAUUUUUCCAGAGGGGACUACGACUAAUGGAACCGCUCUUAUCAAAUUCAAAGCAGGGGCUUUUAUUGUUGGAGUCCCAGUCCAACCUGUGAUUAUACGAUACCCAAACAAACUGGAUACGAUCAGGUGGACUUGGAAAGGAAUAAACAUUGUGCAGGUGCUGUGGUAUACCCUCUCUCAAUUCUACACCUCUGCUGAGAUCGAGUUCCUACCUGUCUAUACCCCGACCCAGGAAGAGAAAGAUAAUCCUGCCCUGUUUGCCAGCAAUGUUCAGAAGACAAUGGCGAGGGCUCUGGGUGUUCCUGCCACAGAGUAUGAGUUUGAGGGGAGGGUACCAGUGACUCGGGUUGGGCUGCUCAAACUCCCAGUCCAGCCAGGAGCCAGAGUGACAGAGAAACGGCUGCAGAAGACUGGCACUGGGAUGCAGGCAGUGUUGAACAGGAUGGGAGGGCUGGUUGAAGAGUGCUGCCGGCUCCCUGCACACAGACUCACCCUGGAGCAGUGCGCCAAACUCCUGAACCUGCCAGCCAGCCAGCCUGACACACACGCGCUAUUGACUCCAUACUGCCAGGGCUCAGAUGGUUUACUGGACCUGAGGGAGUUUGUAUUGGGAAUGCUGGCUGUGGAUAAAACGUGGAGUAUCGAGAGAGUUUUGGAACUGGCUUUCACAUUCUUUGACACGGGGAGUAAAGGCUGGCUAUCCAAAGGAGAGUUCUCCAGACUGCUGCAGGCUUUAUUGAGCUGUCCUGAACUUGAUGUGGCCCAGAUUAUUGAAGAAACAAACCUGAGGGAUAAAUAUGAGCUGCCGUUGGAAGAGCUUCAGGAUUUAUUCAAAUCCAAACAGAACUUCAAAAGUUUAUUUACCUGCUACUUACGACCAGAAGGGGAGGAACCAGCGAAGACCACACCUUUUGCCAAUGGGAGGGGACAUGCUUCAAAUGGGGUGGGGCUAGCUGGGAAGGCCACAUCCAAUGGAACUGCCUCACCCAAUAAGAAGUGGGACUGAAAAUGAAUUGGUUAUUUUAAUCUAUUUUUGGAUAGAUUCUCCUGUCUUUGGAUAUCAGGAAUAUAUCCCUAAACAGUAUUCAACCACAGAUUCUUACGGUAUAUUUGUUGCUCCCAACUCCAAUAGUUUCCUUGAAAACUGUUUGAAAUCAGAUUCAUUUCCGUCAGCAUCAGAGAUCAGUUUCAGCCCCAUUUAGGCAGAACUCGAUUUCUCCUCACUGAUGGUGGAAGUUAUCCAAGUCCAAUGUGAAGGGAGACAGAGGCAGUAAUAAAGAUAUCAACACCAUGGUUAGGUACACACAGGUACCCCCAUUCCAUCCCACCACUCUCAAGGGUCUCCUCUCUGUCCUAAAUCUAGCUCCGUAUUCCAGCUGUGUCCUCUGGUCCUGGUUUCUGUGCUACACUUAGUGUUGGUUCAGGUUCACUUUUGCAGGAAGGCUGUGAAUAUAUUAUAUUGUGGGGGUAUAGGGGUGCCUGUCUGUGCAUCUGCAUGCCACACUUCUAUUUGUGUAUAUAUCUGGAAACCCGCUUAUUAAAUUGUGGUGAAACUUGGUAUUAACUUUUAAGUUAUUGGGUGUAUCAGGUUCUGAGGAUGUAUGGAAGUGUCUCUGUCUCCUAACCAAGUACUUGGCCCCAUUGCAAGUAUAUUUUAAAAAUGAGCAAAACGGCAGAAAUGUGCGCAAAAGCAUGAACGGCACAAUACCCCAAAACUGAAUUUCAUGAAGCAAGCUGUGAUAAACAAAUCGAAACUGCCACAGCAGAAGCACACAGAGACUUUUUAAUUAUAAUAACAAGAUCAAUUAAAAAACUUUAAACGGCUGAAGGACACGGAAUGACAGGCAAGUCAAGUAGAUCAAAACACUGAUCUUUGUAAAUCAGGUUGAAAGGCUAGAUUAUAAAAUCAUGUCUUUAAUCUUGAAGUUUUGCAGGAUUAAAGAGUUGUAUUGUAAAAACCAUAAUCAAUAAAACUAAAUAUUUAGAUUAAUUUCCCUUUUUUUUUUUUUUACACUUCUAUACAGACUCGUAUUAUUUUGUAUGUAGGUAUACUGUAUUUAAAAAGACAUGGUUGAAUUUUCUAUCCCUGUGACUUCACAUUUCCCCCCUCUGUGACUUUGAACACAUUUACCCAGAUUGCUUUUUUAAUUUCUGGUACAGUUAUUGUAUACAAAAGAAACUUAAAAAGGUAUUGUAUUGUUUUUAUUUUGGAAUCAUUUUUGUAUUUCUAUGUACCACAAAAUACUUCUACUAUAUUUUUUAAUAAGUGGGAGAGAGCGCCCUCUUUUGGUAGUGUGGCUAGGCUGCGGUCCUCCCGCACUCAUGUAAUAUCUGGGGUUUUUGGUUGUAGUCAGAGUACUGACACUUAAUAUGCAGUGAGUAAGUGUUCUUUUAUUCAAAGUCCAAAACACAGCAAUAGGGCGACUGGCCCUUUAAAUUCAAACAAAAAACAAGCUCUCUGAGCUCUCUCUUGGGUGAUUUCACCCGUUUAGACCCUGACUAUACAAGGAGAGGGCGAAUUCAUGCUGCCCUUUCUUACUCCAAAGGGCUAUUUUUAGUUUUACUUUUGUAUGUCCAGUUUAGCUAACUCUACUCCCUGGUUUCCUUGAGCAGUGCUUGCAACCACACCCCCACACUAACACCAACAACCAAGGACUGUUGACCUGGUCAUUUAUACCAGCCUUUACUAGUAAAUUGUAACCACCUGUACAAGUAACUAAUUUGUCAGACCCAAUUGGGCUCAUUAGACCAUUGCAUCCUGGGAGAUGUAGUUUUCUCUCUCUGAGCUACUCUCUGUGCACCUGCAGUGGUACAUGGGGUGUACGCUCCUAGCCAUACGGGGACCAAUAUAUCUCCCCUCUGCUAUUCUACCUCAUGCUUUACCAUAUAAGGAAUAAUGUUUCUCAAAGGGGGGUUUCAGUGCUGUAUAAAAAUGACACCUAAUGAAUGUUUAUAAUUGUACAUAUGUUUAUUUAGUUGUUAUUAAAAUGUGUGUAUUUAUAAA
Molecule: messenger RNA, 4518 nt
Organism: Acipenser ruthenus (sterlet)
Lineage: Eukaryota; Metazoa; Chordata; Actinopteri; Acipenseriformes; Acipenseridae
Gene: lpcat4
Product: lysophosphatidylcholine acyltransferase 4
Exons: 14
Coding region: 916-2520 (534 amino acids)
Biological process (GO): phosphatidylcholine acyl-chain remodeling
Cellular component (GO): endoplasmic reticulum
Molecular function (GO): calcium ion binding; 1-acylglycerophosphocholine O-acyltransferase activity
Source: RefSeq, a predicted model, not a curated record